CUUCUCUUACAGGCUAAGUGAUAAGACUGUUAUCAACAGUUAACAGGAAAAUAAACAUUCAGGGAUGAGUUGCAAUUGUCCACUUAGUGCAAACACUGGACCAACUUUGGCCUCAACAUGUGGCGGUGCAUCUUUUUUGCUUUUUAUGGGCAUUCUUGAAUCUUACAUUCGCAGACAAUGCGACCUUGAAGAUCCUUGUAAUCGACCAUUGGCUAGAGAGGAACCGAAUUCAAGAUAUGAUUUUGUGGUGAUUGGAGGGGGAAGUGGAGGAGCAACAGUUGCUUCAAGAUUAUCAGAAGACAGAAAUUUCUCAGUUUUGUUAAUCGAAGCAGGUCCUGACGAACCUACAUGGACUCAAGUACCAUCAUUUUUUUUAAAUUUUGUGCAUUCUGAUAUCGACUGGCAAUAUGCAACCGAAAGUGAAGAUCAAGCCUGCCUCAAUAGCGAAGAUCGAAAAUGUUAUUGGGGACGAGGAAAGGUUUUAGGAGGGUCAAGUGUCAUGAAUGGAAUGAUGUACAUGAGAGGAUCCCGAAAAGAUUUUGAUGAUUGGGAAAAAAUGGGUAACAUCGGUUGGUCUUACGAGGAUGUGUUACCAUAUUUUAUCAAGAGUGAAAAUAAUUUACAAUUCAACGAAAUGGAUUCUGGAUAUCAUGGUACCGGUGGACCUCUUCCAGUCACUCAAUUUAAUUUUCAUCCUCCCCUCAGUUUCAGUCUACUCGAUGCUGGAAAGGAAUUGGGCUACGAUACAGUGGAUUUGAAUGGAAGAAAGCACACUGGAUUCGCAAUUGCUCAAACUACAACAGAAAAUGGUUCCAGAUUUUCCGUGGCUCGAGCCUUUGUCCGACCUGCCAGAAAUCGAUCAAAUUUUCACAUAAUUUUGAAUUCGACUGCGACCAAGAUUAUUUUUAACGAGCAGAAAAAAGCAGUGGGUGUUGAAUUGGUUCGUGAUGGAAAAUUAGAACGGGUUGGUGUUGACAAAGAAGUCAUCGUUAGCGGAGGGGCAGUCAAUUCACCACAGAUACUUUUGAACAGUGGAAUUGGACCAAGAGAGGAUUUGGAAAAUGUUGGAGUUCCGGUAGUUCAUGAUCUUCCUGGAGUUGGAAAAAAUUUACACAAUCAUGUUUCCUAUUCUCUCAGUUUCACUAUUAAUGAAACAGCUGUUAAUACACUAAACUGGGCCACUGCUAUGGAAUAUUUACUUUCAAGAAAUGGACCCAUGUCUGGGACAGGUGUUUCAGAAGUAACAGCAAUGAUAAAUACAAAGUACGCAGAUCCUCGAGAAGACAAUCCAGAUAUUCAAUUAAUUUUUGGAGGAUAUUUGGCAUAUUGUUCAGAAACUGGAACUAUUCGGGAAAAAGAGGGUUCAAAAACAGAAAUUAACAUCUAUCCAACUGUACUCCAUCCAAAAAGCAAAGGAUAUCUUAAACUAAAAAAUUGCGAUCCUCUUUCGAAACCAAUUAUACAACCAAAAUAUUUGCAACAUCCAGACGAUGUUGGUGCCCUCGUUGAAGGAAUUAAAUUUGCAAUUCGAUUGGCCGAAACUCAAAGUCUCAAGGCUGUUGAUUUCGAGUUAGAUAGAACCCCAUGCAAAAAUUGUGAGCACCUAGAAUUUGGCAGUGAUUCCUACUGGGAGUGUGCUGUAAAACAUGAUACAUUUCCUGAAAAUCAUCAAGCUGGUUCCUGUAAGAUGGGGCCUCCAUCGGACCCACUGGCAGUUGUUGAUAAUGAAUUAAGAGUUAAGGGCAUUCAAGGUGUCAGGGUUGCCGAUACCAGCAUAAUGCCCCAAGUUACUUCCGGAAAUACCAAUGCCCCCGCAAUUAUGAUAGGGGAACGGGCUGCCGAUUUGAUCAAAAACAGUUGGAAUUCAAAGCCCAUCAAGUCUGAAUCCCCCCAUAAUAAUCCUCAUAAUUAUGGACAGUAUCCCAACCAUGCUCAUGACUAUGAUCAUAACCACUAUCAUCAUUAUCAUCAUCAUCAUCAUCAUCAAUACGACAAUGGUCAGCUUCAUCCUCUUCCAAAAGUACAGCGUUCCAAAUUUGCAGCCGCUGCUUAAUACCAUAAAUUGCUCGUGUAAUUAACAAAAUUUUGACCUCCGUUUAUGAAUUUUUCAACAGAAAAUAGCCACGAAUAUUAAUUAGAUUUAUAUUCUGUGUGUGAAUAUUUCUAUUCAAUAUUUAUAGUUUGACAUAAAAAGAUUCUGCUAUUCAAAUUGCCCGCCAAAAUUACUCGAGAUAGACUUGAACAUAACCUUACAGUUUGACGUCUUUCUGGCGCGCAAUUUAAAUAAAGAUUUUCUUUUUUCAUAUAAAAUUAUUUAUUCAUUAAGUAUCAAAAUUUGUCUGAUUACUUUAUUUCUAGUCAUCUGAACUUCGAUAUUCUUCUGAUGUAUUCAAGUAUCAUUUUAUUUUAGACGAAUCUUGUAUUAAAAUUGAUAAGAAUUUAAAAAUAACAAUUUUAUCAAGAAAGCUUUGAAGAUUAAAAUAUUUUAAAGGCAAUAAGAAAGAAAUAAUUUUUUGAAUUAUCAGGCCCUUGGGACAGUCAUACGUUCUGCACGAUAUCGUCACACUUAUUGGUCACGCUGAUU
Messenger RNA from Belonocnema kinseyi, 2584 nucleotides. Its product is annotated as glucose dehydrogenase [FAD, quinone]-like. The transcript is spliced from 8 exons. Gene Ontology annotation, molecular function: flavin adenine dinucleotide binding; oxidoreductase activity, acting on CH-OH group of donors. Lineage: Eukaryota; Metazoa; Arthropoda; Insecta; Hymenoptera; Cynipidae. Bases 65 to 2053 code for a protein of 662 amino acids. The record is from RefSeq and is a predicted model, not a curated record.